UUCCAUCCCCGGCCUUUCUUUAUUCCCCAGCAUAUGCCGGGUACUAAUUUUACCUACCACGGAUGGAUGGAAGGCUGAGUGGACCUCGACCCCUUUUACCGGAGAUUUGACUUCCUCCUUCCAUUGGAAUCGAACUCCGGCCGUGUCUACUGGGAAGUAAAAAACCACGCGACGACGCCCAAGUAAGCCUGCACAGGCUUGCAGCCCCAUCCAACGCCCGGGAUGCGUCUACUCGGAAAGAGCUCCAGCAGAGACCUCGGGGCAUGUGGUUGGAUUCUGGUCAGCCUUUCGUUCUUGUUUGCCCUUUUGACUUUUCCCAUCUCCAUGUUUCUGUGCUUACAGAUUGUCAUGGAAUAUGAGAGAGCUGUUAUCUUUAGGCUGGGACACAUCCAAAAAGGAGGUGCGAAAGGGCCCGGUAUCUAUUUCAUCUUCCCAUGCAUAGACAAUGUUAUCACUGUGGACAUGAGGACGGUAUCAUUUGAUAUAGCCCCCCAGGAAAUUCUUACCAAAGAUUCAGUGACAGUUCUUGUGGAUGGUGUGGUUUAUUACCGAAUUCAGAAUGCCAUCCUUUCUGUAGCGAAUGUCGUCUAUGCACACCCGGCCACUCGGCUCCUGGCUCAGACUACCCUGAGGAACGUUCUGGGGACAAAGAACCUCGCUCAGAUCCUCUCUGACCGGGAAGAGAUUGCACACAGCAUGCAGGCCACGCUAGACGAUGCCACGGACGACUGGGGCAUCAAGGUGGAGCGAGUGGAGAUCAAGGAUGUCAAGCUGCCCCUCCAGCUCCAGAGAGCCAUGGCUGCCGAAGCAGAAGCCACCCGCGAAGCGAGAGCCAAGGUCAUUGCGGCGGAGGGCGAAAUGAACGCCUCCAAGGCCCUGAAGGAAGCCGCCGUCGUCAUCACGGAGUCUCCCGCGGCCCUCCAGCUUCGCUACCUGCAGACCCUGACCACCAUCGCGGCCGAGAAGAACUCCACCAUCGUCUUCCCGUUGCCCAUGGAUAUGCUGCAGAGCCUCAUGGGAAUGAAGCAUUAGUGGCAGACGUUGAUGCAGGAGGAGAGAGCGGUUCAUGGGAGCCCCGGACUUACUUUAAAAAUGUGUCGGACAGAGGAGCAUUUGUUUGUUGGAUUUGUUAAAACAAGUGGUUUUUUUUUAUUGCCUUUUCAUUUUUCCUCUUCCCAAACAUGAAUAAAAAUGUCAAUAUAAAUACA
This is a messenger RNA of Rhineura floridana, 1208 nucleotides long. RefSeq names its product stomatin-like. Gene Ontology annotation, cellular component: plasma membrane. The record is from RefSeq and is a predicted model, not a curated record. Bases 223 to 1032 code for a protein of 269 amino acids. The transcript has 7 exons. NCBI's taxonomy places the organism in Eukaryota, Metazoa, Chordata, Lepidosauria, Squamata, Rhineuridae.